CGGCCCGGCGCCGCAGGGCGAGGCAGAAGGGCGUUCCGAGGAGCUGCUCCCUGCCCCGGGAUGGUCCCCGCAGACCGGCGCUUUCCCGGCCGGCCGGGCCAGUUUCGUUUCCCGCUGGCUCCUCCUCCGCCCGCCGCCCUCCGCUCUGCCGCCUCCCUGAUCCCGGCUCCCGUCUCUCUGCUCCCUGAUCCCGGCUCCCGGCUCCCGGCUCCCGGCUCCAGGCUCCCGGCUCCCGGCUCCCGGCGAUGCUGCGGCGCUGUGCCCCGGGCUCACCGGGCUCCCGGCCCGUCCGUGCCCUGCCGACCUCCGCCCGCGCCCUCCGCCAGCGGCUGCGCCAGUGUGCAGAACGCAUCCCAGAGGCUGAAGCAGUACUCGACCUGCUGGAGAAAUGUCCAGAGCACCAAAAAAAAGGAGGUUUUCCUGUCAUAGUUUUUGAGGGGCUGGAUGCCACAGGCAAGACCACGGUGACCCAGGCUGUUAAGGACACCCUGAACGGUGUUCUGCUGAGAUCCCCACCAGCUUGCAUCAGCCACUGGAGGACUGUAUUUGAUGAUGAGCCAACACCCAUUAAAAGAGCAUUUUAUGCUGCAGGCAACUACAUUCUGGCUUCAGAGAUAGCAAAAGCAUCCACUCAGGCACCUGUGAUCAUAGACAGAUACUGGCACAGCACAGCUGCCUACACAAUUGCCACCGAAACAAGUGGGAAAGUCCAGGAUCUUCCACCAGCUCAAGAUGAGGUGUAUCAGUGGCCUGAAGAUCUGCUUAAACCUGAUCUUGUUCUUCUCCUGACUGUUGACCCUGAGGAACGGGUCCGGAGACUUCAGCGUCGGGGGCUGGAGAAAACCAAGGAGGAGGCUGAGCUGGAAGCCAACAGCUUGUUUCGCCAGAGAGUUGAGGAGUCAUACAGAAGGAUGGUGAAUCCUGCAUGCCAAGAGGUUGAUGCCAGCCCCUCCAAGGAAGAGGUUCUCAAGACUGUUCUACAAGUAAUUAAGGAACACUGUGCUUUUUGAAAGCAAUUUUGUGUAGUAGCACUUAAAAGAUAUUUUUUUAUUGCCUCACUGGUUUUGGUACCUGAAAAUGCACAGUGAUGUGUUUUGUCUCACAGAAAUACUGAAUAUUCUGUCAGGUUACCUGUUUUGUGGUUGCUACUGUACUUUUCUGUAUAAGGCAAAAUGCUGCUCACUUCAUUCAGCAUUCUUUUUAAGAAACAAACACACUACAGUCAUGCACAAAGUACCUCAGAGUGUUCUCUGACACCUGGACAUUUUGAGAUGCCAUCAUGUUGCAUCUUCAUCACCAGGAGAACCUAUUCCCAGUCCACUGUGUACCAAAAUUUGCUGCACUGCAUCAGGAGCAUUAGAUGCCCAAUGAGAGGCUGAAAUAUCAUCAGCACUAAAACAAUAAAAUGAUCAUAACAUUUAGGAACAGAAAAUCCAGUGCCCAGUGUGGGUUGCUUUUUCAAACUGAGGAUGAGCAGCUGUUGUUGUGAUGGGCAUCCUGGAAAAAAAUGUGUUGUAAAUGAGUGCCAGUAAACACCAAGGGCUCUGGGUAAUAAAGUCCAAGCCUGUUCAUAUAUGCAAAUGAAAUAUCAAUUAUUUUCAGAGGGAAAUCAGACAAUGCCAGCAAAUGAGAAACAGAGACCUGAGGAAAAACUGAAAUUAAAAACUCAUAAAUGAUCACUAAAAUAUUUUUUACAAACCUUUUUAUCUAUCCUAUUAAUACUUCUUAAUGAGAACUAGUAUUCAUUUGAGAGAAUGCAAAAUUAAAAACCACAGAGAUUCUGAGAAAUGGGAAUGAUUGCACCUUUUCAGUUAAUCUUUUUUUUUUUGUGUAGGUGUUUGAACAGGUUGAAUAUGAAAGCAGGGUACAUCAAGACUUCAGGUCUGCAAAGGUUCAUUUUUAUGUACAUUAGUUUAACUAUUGUUACUCCUAAGUGUAAAACUAAAUAUAUGGAUAAGCCUUUGCGAGGUCAGAAAUAGAGCUGCAGUUCCAGAAAAAAAAAAUCUUAAAACAUAAAUUUGAUUUUAAACACUUUUACUUACUUUUCUGUUUUAAGCAAGUGCAAUUAUCAGUUAAUCUGUCCUCUAAAUAAAAGUAUACUGAGUACUGUAA
Messenger RNA from Oenanthe melanoleuca, 2112 nucleotides. It is a transcript of the gene CMPK2, whose product is annotated as cytidine/uridine monophosphate kinase 2. The record is from RefSeq and is a predicted model, not a curated record. The transcript has 5 exons. Bases 246 to 1010 code for a protein of 254 amino acids. Gene Ontology annotation, molecular function: dTMP kinase activity; ATP binding. Gene Ontology annotation, cellular component: cytoplasm; mitochondrion. Gene Ontology annotation, biological process: dUDP biosynthetic process; dTTP biosynthetic process; dTDP biosynthetic process. NCBI's taxonomy places the organism in Eukaryota, Metazoa, Chordata, Aves, Passeriformes, Muscicapidae.